Molecule: messenger RNA, 819 nt
Organism: Mya arenaria
Lineage: Eukaryota; Metazoa; Mollusca; Bivalvia; Myida; Myidae
Product: zinc finger protein Pegasus-like
Exons: 1
Coding region: 1-819 (272 amino acids)
Source: RefSeq, a predicted model, not a curated record
AUGAACCGCUUCGCCAACGGAAGUUAUGUGUAUAGGUGCCGGCAAUGCGAGAAGAUCGGGCGUAAGUGGCAGAUACUUGACCAUGCUUUAAAGGCCCACGUUCCGGUGGAAAGGGUUCCGUACUUCUGCCAGUUGUGUAAAUUCCGGUGCCAGGACCUACAGACGCUGCUUGACCACACGAGUAAAUACAAGCGUCACACGGAGAUAGUUGGAAAAAAUGGUCCGUGUGAUCUACAAAGGGUUCUCUUAAAGUCAUUAAAUCCUAUAUUCGUUGGAGAAGAUUGGGUCAAGCCUAUGGGCCAGGAAGUAUUGACCGAGUGUUUAAGUCAGGAAAAUCCACUGGUUGCGGAGCCAAAUAUCCAAUUCCAGUCAUGGAUACUUGGAGACGAGAGACCACAAACAACGUUGCAAGGUUUGGACUUUGGGUCCACAUCCCAACCAACCCAGACGAUCCAAGUGACUGCCCCAGUUUCUUCAAGGGUUCCUCUCUUUCAGGACAUCAGCCCCUUUCUUGCGACGGUAGCCAGCCCACAAAACCAACGUUCGAUGACGCCCGUUCCAUGCCUAGCAGAGCCAGUAUUCAUGGCAGCGAAGACAUCAGAUCCACCUUUUGUACCGUCGUUUGAAAACAUAUUCCUAACAUCAACGCCAACGCAGCUCCUGAUGCCGCAACCUCAAACAACAUUGAGUGUAUCGGCACCACUAGUUAGUGCCACUGAAAAGAGACCUUUAGUGACUAGCACGCUAUCCCUUAUCAGGACGAAGAAGCAUCGCCAAGCACCCCCUUACAUGAUGAACCAAUUCAUGAGGCUGUCCUAA